Molecule: messenger RNA, 4830 nt
Organism: Hipposideros armiger (great roundleaf bat)
Lineage: Eukaryota; Metazoa; Chordata; Mammalia; Chiroptera; Hipposideridae
Gene: TDRP
Product: testis development related protein
Exons: 4
Coding region: 39-704 (221 amino acids)
Biological process (GO): spermatogenesis
Cellular component (GO): nucleus; cytosol
Source: RefSeq, a predicted model, not a curated record
GCCCGGUCGCCCCUCCCCCGUGCCGUCGCCCGGCGGACAUGGCCGCGCCCCACGCCCGUGGGGAGCCGCAGCCCGGCUUCCGCGCGCUGCGGGCUGGCCGGAGAGGGGCGCGCACGGACACAGGGACGCACGGACGCCGGAGCCCGCCCCGGAGCAUGUGGAAGCUGAGCCGGGGCCGGGUGCUGCUGGACGAGCCCCCCGAGGAGGAGGACGGCCUGCAGGGGGGGCCGCCGCCCGCCGCCGCCGCCGCGCAGGUUCAGGGAGCGAGUUUCCGAGGUUGGAAAGAAGCGACUUCCCCGUUUAACGACGACGACGAGCAACACCUGCUGGAAAGCCGCAAAUCUCCCAGGUCCAGAGGAACUAACUUACGACUAAAAGAAGAGCUGAAGACCGAGAAGAAAUCUGGAUUUUGGGACAAUUUGGGUUUAAAACAGAAUACACAGUCUAAGAAACCAGACGAGAUUGAAGGUUGGGAGCCUCCAAAGCUUGCUCCUGAAGAUGUGGCGGCCGAGUCAGGUGACACCGUGAGGGACGAAGCGCCCCGGCCAGGCUGGGAGGAGGGUGUCAAGGGCUCCACACGGUACAGCAGCCUGGCCGGCUCCGCAGGCGCCUCCCGCUGGAGCCUUCGGUCGGCCGGGCGGCUGGUCAGCAUCAGGCGGCAGAGCAAAGGCCACCUGACCGAUGACUGGGAGGAGCUGGAGUGACAUCACGGGGACGCGGGGGCAGAGCUUCAGGUCCCCAGCUUUUCCAAACCGAAACCUGCUCGUAGUGCAGCCUUGUGCCCUGUUCUGUUCAGACUCCUGCAGUUUGCUGUGUCCGCGUUUUCCUCGUGUGUCGCGCUGUUAGUCCUGCCCGUGUCCCGUUUAGACUUGGAUGUUCCCACACAGCCAGGAAACUUCCAAAGCUGACCACUGGCCUGGCGUGCUGCCCGGCUGCCUUACUUUGGCCGCGUCCCCGCCUGGGCGCCACGUGCCACUGGCCCCGGAGACGGCGUUUCUGGUGCUGUCCCCCCCGGCACCAGGUAGGAGCCGCCCUUUGCCACACGGUGAGCGUGCUGCCCGCCCUUGGUGACGCGACGCCUCCCUGCUAUAAGCCGUGUGCAGUCAGAGCCCAGGAACGCAGGGGUCAAAUCGUGUUCACCCGGAAAAUCAAACUUUCCUUCAUAUUAAUUUUCAAAAUACGUAAACAAACCAAUUUCCAGAAAAGCAGAGGUAGCCUGUGAUGAAGCGUGGACGGGCCACCGUGCAGGUGACAGCGCUGCUGACCUGGGGCUUUGUUUUCACUUCUGAACUUUGAAAUAUGCAUCUUUGUUUUAUUCUAAACAUUUGUUCUCCUUUUUAUUUUUAUUUUUUUACACUUUUGUCUUCUUUAUUAAUAUAUAUUUCCUAAUAUAUAUUCAAAAAAAUGAUUUCAAGAUAUGUGACAUAAAGCAAGAUCAUUUUUAUCAGUAAUGUCUCUUAAAGGAGGGAAAACUUAAGGUGUAAGCCUGCAGAAGGUGAAGAAGCGGAAAUGGGCGUCUUCAGCAGAGCAGGCCGCCUGGUUACUCCGGAGCAGAAAGGACCAGCUGGGACUGACCCAGCUCCGCGGGGAAGACGACCUACCGUGUGUCCAGUUUCUCCUCACACUUCUCACAAAGCGUAAAUAAGUGAUAAAAGAGCAGUUGUCCCAGUGUCGUCAGUAAUGAGUAAAAGGGGAAAACUAACCCUCAUCAGGUUCAAGUAAUGUUUUAUCACUAAAAAUGAGAAGAAAUGUAGGGAAAACGAUACUCUCACCUGAGAUGAUUUAGACAAUCAUGCGCAAACGAGCCUUUUAACUACAGCAGUAAUAGUCAUUCGAAAAGAACUGAGAAGGGAGAAAGCAGGUAGCGAAUUUAAGGUCCGUGUAAAUUAAAUCUACUCACAUAAUAACCUUCAGUUACCUGUUAAGUACAGAAACAUUCCCUCUUUAAUCAUCCAAAACCCCUGCGAAGAGAUGACGCCUCGCCCACAGCACAGGUGGGAAGCGGAGGCAGGAGGGCUGCGUGGCGCGUGGGGUUAUGCCGUGGCAUCGGGGACACAGCCUGACCCGCUGCUCUGUAGACGUGGUGUGGACGCCAGUGGAUGUCGCGAAGCGAGGCAACUCGAAACCCGCUCUCAGCUGCCGCGUGCAGCCCGGUGGAAGGGCAGGCGCUUGACCCAAAGUACUAAAACCUCUUAAUCCUUUUUCUACACAGUCCUUAAAUUCCCCUUUCAACUUUUUGCACUAAUUUACACGGACACAUUACCAUUUUCAAUGUAACAUUAGUAUAGUUAAGAGACUGGUCACUAGUGAGACAGAAGCGGCCCGGCUGCCAAGGAGGGGGCCGGGGAGAGGGGGGCAGCCCCCCACGCUGCAUCCCGGCCACCACUCCGCUUUGGAACCGCGGCCCUCAGGCUUGUUGUGAGGGACAAGUAAAUGUGUUGGUUGGUUUAAACCAUUAAAAAAAGGGGUGGGGGGAGAAGAAGGGAGGGAAAGAAACUGGUCACAAGCUUUUAUAUAGGCUUCAUGAAAAAAAAAUUUUUUCUUGAAACAAUUGGUUAAAAACUCGGGUUUUCUAAAGAGAUUUGUACGGACAUGGGACUACGAAGAUACAGAAAGCUGGAACCCUUUCCCUGCCUGUCGUCUUCAGCAAGAUCACAAAAUGCUCCAAAACUCCUUCACCCUCCCACCCGGCCUGUCGUGUUUGCUUGGCCGGCGUUAACCCCCAGUGUCAGGAGGGCCUUCGUGGAGAAAUUCCGCGUUCCGUGCAGGGGCAGCUUCUGUGCUUGCAGUGAAGCUCCUCAGAGAUCCAGGAGGGACGCCUCGGCCUUCAUUUCUUCUCCGAACAUGUGUUCUGCUCAACAUCUCUCUGGAGUGGCUCGAAGGUAAAGGAUCCAUCCGGUCAGGCGGCCUCGAUAAGUCGUCCACUCUGCUUCAUUCAUGCAAGUGGGAUGCAGACGUGCGCCUGGCACUGCGCCGACCGGGCAGAGCCUUGCACAGCUCCCCACACCUCAGCGUGCCUUCCAGAGCGGCGGGCGUGUCCUGGGAGGCUGCAGACCGUCGUUCCAGCUUCUCACGCGCCCUCGGAAGAACGUUCCCGCCACUUUUUCGAGGUGUUGCCGGUUCCCGAAAUUCAUCUUGCACACUGAAUGUUGUGCCGCUGGGCAGCAGUCAGGAGCCACCUCCCACUCCUCGCAGACUAGUUUAAAGACAUUCACAGAUGCUGGCUUCCCUGCAGCGAGCUUCCAUUCUGUGGGAAUUGUCUCGAUGUGGGUCCCCUCCGAGCUGGAAGGUGGGCAGCUCCUCUCGGUCAGGUCAGCGUUCCUCGUCUCUCAGCCCCAAGCGUGUAGGCGCUCCCGCCGGCUUCGUAUCCUUUUUUCAUUGCAGAUCAAAGAAUGCUGUAAAGUGUGGAUCGAUUUUAGCAACUUGAUGCUCUUUAGUUUGGGAAAUAUUCCCUUGCUCGUUAUAGGGUUAAACUGUAUAUACAAUACUGGAAGUGCCUCUUUUCUACAAUCCCCGGGAUAUUGUUUUUCCAGAUGAGAUACUUACUGGGAUUGCUGUUGGAUCCCUGACAAGAUGUGUCAGGGCUCAUUCGAGAGUGUCACUGUCCCUUUCUGGACUUGCUUUCUGUCCUUGGCAAAGCAGCCUCUGUACCAGGUACCCCAGCUGUGUGUCUCCCUUGGACAGCUCUUGUCCAUGGGUGAUGCAAGGACCCAUCUUAGGCAAUGGUGGUUUCCAAGAAAAGGUAUAGGUUAUUUUUUAUUAAAAACAGAAACCUCCGGUCACACUGUGCAUCCCUCUCAUGGAAACGCGGUCCUUGAGGUGUUCAGGGUAUGCUUCUGUGCUGGUGCCCGCAACACCCCUGGGAACACAUGAGCACAGCUGCUGGCAGGCCUCCUGACGCUAGCAGUGUGUCAUCUGUCAACCGUCGAUCGAUCGUCUGUCUACAUGUGUCACCUAUCGACCAUCUAGCCAUCCAUCUGUUUUUAAUAGAACAAGACAUUUACUUGACCGAGCCUUGAAAGGGAGACAUGUUUUGAGUGGUGUUAAAAUAGAAACCGUGUUGUAUUGGAACCCUGAAAUGGGGGCGGUAUUGUUCGAGAUGCAGAGGGAAGAUAGCGGAGUUGAAAAUGUUUCCUCAGGUAGACAGUUCAGUGUGUGGACUGAGCCCCACCUCCGAGGAGCGCUUGCCGAGCUGUGCAGACACCGUGCGGCAACCUGUGCAGCCGGCUGGCGGCUUGUCCUCGGCUAACCCUGACUUGAGGCGCAGGAAAGCCAUUUGCUGUGUGGAGACGGGAACACUCCCCAGGCGACCCUGUGACCAGCUGCUGUAAUGCUAAGUGCCUGUAACUGACCUCGGUAAUGCACCUGUGAUGUAGUCGGCAAAAUAGUUCAGAAUAUGGUUUUUUAAAACCUGAAGACAAAGCCAGCUUGCGAUUGGAAUAUGCACUGUAAAUCACAUUUUUCUUAUCUGCAGAGAUUUAUGUAAAUGAAUUUUCUGUUGUAGCUGAUCAAACGAAAAUAACUAUGUGGAUUUUAAUAUAACUAUUUAUUGGUGUGCUUUGGGAGAAAAAUAUUUUUUCUUGAUAGAAUUUACCAAAGCGACUUUGUAUUGUUCACAGGUUAAGAGAAAUGUGGGUUUGAUUUUAGGGUUUUUGUUUGAAUUCUUGUAUACAUACAACUUAAAACUGUGUGAAGAGCGAGUUGUCUGUGCUCCUUCUGCUGUUGUUUUAUUUUUUUUUUUUAAUAUGAAAGUGAUUGGCUUCAAAGAAAGAAUUCAUCCUUAAUGUUGAGAUUUUUUAAAAAUAAAAGUAUCAUUUAUAUCCUCUUUAA